UCACGAAUGCGAGACGGUCGCCUCCCCCGACAAGCCAACGCCAAACCAAAGCCCACGCGAACGCAACACCGCUCUCUCUGUCUCUCUCUCUCUCCUCUCGCGCGCGCGACGACAACGAGAAGCCGCGGCGCUGUCGGGUACCCCGCCGCUUCUGCUCGCCGGAGAUGGAGGCCUCUGGGAGCUGGGACGCCAUCGACUGGAACCAAAUCGAGGAUCCGAGGUCGCGGAGGUCUUCGCAGGGAAUGGAGGAGUUCCUGCUCGAGGACGAGGAGGUUUAUGCCCAGGGCCAUGGUGUUGUUCUACUAAACACAGAUGAGGCCGGCAUUGUUUCAGUGACAAAUUUCCGUCUUCUCUUUGUGAGCCAGGCAACAAAAAGCAUAAUAGAGUUAGGUACCAUACCCCUUAGUACAAUUGAGAAGUUAAAUGAUGAUGUAAAGCUUCAAUCCCUACCACGCCAGUAUGAUAAGAAGCAGCCUCGUGAACUUCUUCAAGUCAUUGGUAAAGACAUGAGAGUUAUUGUGUUCGCUUUUCGUCCUAGAACCAAGCAGAAAAAUGAAGUGUUUGACGCUUUGAGAAGAUAUACUAAACCUUCUCAGCUGUGGGAGCUAUAUGCAUUUUCUUGUGACCCAUCCACUGUUGAUAAGAAAUCCGAUCCAAAGAUGCGUCUCAUGAAGGAAUACCAUCGUCUUCUUAGCGAAGGCAGUGAGUUUGAAGUUGAAAAAUAUUAUUUCCGUAACAAUUGGAGACUAACCACAGUUAAUUCGAGCUAUUCAUUGUGUUCAACAUACCCCUCUCAGUUGAUUGUUCCUAAGAGCAUAAGUGAUGAAGAUUUGUGGCAAGCUUCUACUUUCCGAGCCGGCAGACGCUUGCCUAUUAUUUCGUGGUGUAACCCUGUUUCUGGAGCUGUCUUGGCAAGGUCGUCUCAGCCGCUGGUGGGAUUAAUGAUGAACUUUAGAAACAAUGCUGACGAGAAGCUUGUUUCUGCUCUCUGCACCCAAAAUGUUGAUGCGAAUUUGCCUCCAAGGAAAUUAUACAUAGUUGAUGCCCGGCCAAGAGCAAAUGCUUUAGCAAAUGGGGCAAAGGGUGGUGGCUCAGAGUCAUCUUCUAAUUAUCCAAAAUCUGAGGUUCUUUUCUUAGGAAUACAAAACAUCCACACAAUGAGAGAUAGUCUUUCUCGCCUUAGGGAUUAUGUGGAUGCCCAUGGGUCAAUAUCAUCAAACGGUUCCUCUUCAGCUGUAUCCCUCGUCGGAGACCGGAGAAAUCGUGGAUCAACCUGGGGUGGAGGCAGUCUUAAUAGCAUGACACAGUUUUCUUCGAUGUUAGGGGAAUGGCUAAAUCAUAUCCAGAACAUCCUAGUUGGUGCUUCAUGGAUUGCUGCACAAAUUGCCCAGGAAUCAGCUUCAGUUCUUGUCCAUUGCAGUGAUGGUUGGGACCGCACAACCCAGUUGAUUGCACUUGCUUGUUUGUUGCUUGACCCCUAUUAUAGAACGUUCGAUGGGUUCCAGGCCCUUGUGGAAAAGGAUUGGCUAGCUUUUGGUCACCCGUUUGCAGAGCGAUUGGGAAUUCCAACAGUGUCCGAGAAUGGGGGAUCACAGUAUGAGCUACUAAGGCAACCAUCUGUUGGGAAUUUAACCAGUUCGCCGAGCAGAGGUUCUUUAGGAACACCAGGGUCAUCCUCUAAUACAUCAGUUCAAUCCCAGACAUCAAACAACAGUUCACCCAUACUGUUACAGUGGCUUGAUUGUAUUGCUCAGUUGUUACGUCUAUACCCAGCUGCAUUUCAGUUUUCAUCUAAAUUCCUAGUUGACUUUAUGGAUUGUGUGCUAUCAUGUCGCUUUGGGAACUUCCUAUGCAAUAGCGAGCGGGAAAGAGAGCAAUCUGGGAUUACAAGCUCUUGCCAUUGCAUGUGGACGUACUUGGCUGAUCUCCGGGCUUCUGGUGGUAGCUUCCAUGAGCACAUUAAUCCAUUUUAUGACCGAGAGAGGUAUUGGCUCCCCCUUGUACCCCCUGCUGCAGCACUUGCUCCAACUCUAUGGCCUCAGUUUUAUUUGAGAUGGACAUGUCCCCCUGAAUCACAAGGUGGCGGUCUUGAAUCCCAUGGGCAUUCCAUGCGUAAAAAAUACGAGGCCUCAGUCAAGUCAAAGGAGAUGGCUGAAUCAAGAUCAAGGGAUAUUAAAAUGAAGAUGGAGUCUAUGCUGACAGACUUGCAGAGGGAGAGGCGUGCAAGUAGUUCAGCCUUAGCCAUGGCUCAAAGGGCUCGAAGGGAGAACGUCGCCAUUAAAAGGGCAAUCCAAACUAUAGGGUGCACUGUUAAUUUCUCGACGAACGAAAAUCAAGUGGACAAGUCCGAGGAGAUGUCAUAUUCAUUUCGAAGAGAAGCUGACACUGUAUCCCAGCAAGAUGAUAAUGCUGACCUGUCUGUAUCCAUCUCUGCGAUUGAGGACAGUUUGGUAUCAGAGACACCAAGCAACCAAGUUUGCGAAUCGCUCUGCCCCUUCCGCAGCAGAGAGGGGUGCAGAUGGCCACAUGCUGCUUGUGCGCAGCUAGGAAGCCAGUUUGUUGGUUUAAAGGCAAAUUUUGAUGCUUUUGACCGGCUAUCUGUAAAAGAUUGCUAUUUUCCUAAAGAAUAGGUGAGACCAUGAGCUCAAGGCCGUUCUAGGUGCACUUUGACAGCUGCCGGUAGAUUUUUUUUCCCCGCGGUGGCGCCUCUCAGUUUGCAUUGACAGCAGAAGAUAUGCGCUGGGAGCAAAUGAAGAUUUAAUUAUUUUGAGUUGAAGCUCACGUCUGACUCGCAAGUUCCUCAGAAGAUAUGCGCUGGGCAGUUGUCAUUCUAGAUUAGGGGUUAGCGAUUCGUUAAGACCCACUGGGGACUGAAAGGGCAGUCCUUUGUGUUGUAUAUAGUUUAAAGCAAAGUAAUGCCAGAUGUGAGAGGUGGUUUUUCCACCUUUUGUUUUCGUUAAAAAAAAUCAUCUGAUUGCUUGGGAAUAAGAGCUAAUGUACAUCCUGCUCUGGUGAAUAAAAUGCCAUCUGUCAAAAACAUGUACAUGUGGGUUAUCACAUUCUUUUCAUUGUCA
Molecule: messenger RNA, 3074 nt
Organism: Triticum dicoccoides
Lineage: Eukaryota; Viridiplantae; Streptophyta; Magnoliopsida; Poales; Poaceae
Product: phosphatidylinositol-3-phosphatase myotubularin-1-like
Exons: 19
Coding region: 165-2630 (821 amino acids)
Biological process (GO): phosphatidylinositol dephosphorylation
Cellular component (GO): cytoplasm
Molecular function (GO): phosphatidylinositol-3-phosphate phosphatase activity; phosphatidylinositol-3,5-bisphosphate phosphatase activity
Source: RefSeq, a predicted model, not a curated record